Molecule: messenger RNA, 720 nt
Organism: Aphanomyces astaci
Lineage: Eukaryota; Oomycota; Saprolegniomycetes; Saprolegniales; Verrucalvaceae
Exons: 5
Coding region: 14-634 (206 amino acids)
Biological process (GO): SRP-dependent cotranslational protein targeting to membrane
Cellular component (GO): signal recognition particle
Molecular function (GO): 7S RNA binding
Source: RefSeq, a predicted model, not a curated record
UGGUUUGAUUCGAAUGGCGUUGCGAGCGGCGGUCCGAUCGUUUGCGGUGGUGGCACUGCGCCCAAAGCCGGCGGCGGAAGUGUUCCAUGCCCAGACCUUCCAAGUGCGCAAGAUGAGUGUGUUCUCAAGCAUCAAGGACAACAUCUCGCACCGGUUGGAAACGCGCAAGAACGACAAGAAUGCCCAGGCAUACGUGGACCAGAUCAACUUCUUGGCCAACUCGAAGACGUACACCCUUCAGGAUCACUUUGAGCAAAUGAAGAAACAAGCGGAAGCGGGCGGUGUGACUGGAUGGAAGUCCAUGAUGCCAGGGGUGUCUUCGAUGCCUCAAAUCCAGCAGAUGAAGGCAAGUUUGCAGAUCAUGGAAGCCAUGGAGCAAACCCACCGCGAAAACCCGGCGCUUAUCAACGGCAAGGUCAAGCGAAUAGUGUCGGAAAAAGUCGGCCAGUCGUUGGAAGAGAUCAACAACACACUCCGGUCGUACGAGCAACUCAAUUCCCUUCGCUUGUGGCUACGCAAGCGCGUCGAGCGCGGCCUGCCGCUGCCAGACUCGCUGGACAACACCACAGAAAUGAUCCGUGAAGACCCCACGGGAUUCCCGACCAAGAACUUGCGCCCCAAGCGUCGCCGUUAGGAACUGUGCACGAACAAGCAUAUGAUUGAUUCUCCACUACUCCAUGUAUGUGUGGUUGACUGUAAUACUAGCAGUGUUGCUCGCCA